AUGUUUGGAGCGGGGGCAGCUCACACUGAUAGGGGGAACGAGGACACGCAUAAGGGGAAAAACAAAGCCAAGAUGGCCCUUAUUGAGGAAACUUCAGUGAAGGUGGCGUUGGAAACUGAAGCAUCACCUGAUGUGCCUGAGGGUAAGACUGACUACCCCUUCACGGCCAGUAACAGUAUCUACACUGCCAUUUUGAGCAGAAACGAGGCCGUCAAAGAUGCCAAGCGCCUGAAGAACUUCUUGGAGUUGCGAGACAAAUACGUACACAAGAAAGUCCUGUUUGAAGACCCUCUGUUCCCACCCAAUGAUUCCUCUCUUUGGUACAGCAGCAAAUUUCCCAUUGAAUUUGAGUGGAAGCGCCCAACGGAAAUCUGUGACAACCCCCAGUUCAUCAUAGACGGAGCUAGUAGGACAGACAUCUGUCAAGGAGAGCUGGGUGACUGCUGGCUGCUUGCUGCUAUUGCUUGUCUGACACUGAAUGACAAGCUGCUGUACAGAGUUAUCCCACCAGACCAGAGUUUCACAGAGAACUACGCUGGUAUCUUCCAUUUCCAGUUCUGGCGUUAUGGCGAAUGGGUGGACGUCGUGGUGGACGAUCGUAUCCCCACCUCCAAUAACCAGCUGGUGUUCACCAAGUCCUUCAGGAAGAACGAGUUCUGGAGCGCUCUGCUGGAGAAGGCUUAUGCCAAGUUGCACGGUUCCUACGAGGCCCUGAAAGGUGGCAACACCCUGGAGGCCAUGGAGGACUUCACUGGGGGUGUGACAGAGUUCUUUGAGAUGUCCGAGGCUCCAAAAGAACUCUACAAGAUCAUGAAGAAAGCCCUGGAGAGAGGCUCUCUGAUGGGCUGUUCCAUAGACGCCUUGCUGCCGAGUCACUGCGAGACUGAAACUGCGAAUGGACUGGUCAGAGGCCACGCCUACUCUAUCACUGCACUAGAGGAGUGUGACAAGCUUAAGGUUACCAAGGAUACCAAGAUUCGCCUAGUUCAAAUGCGGAACCCCUGGGGGAUGGUGCUAUGGAAAGGGCCGUGGAAUGCAAAGUCCAAAGAAUGGUCCACCAUCUCCAGCUCAGACAAGGCCAGGCUGAAGAAGAAGACGGUUGAGACGAGCGAGACUUGGAUAUCCUUUGAGGACUUCAAAAAGAACUUCACCAAGCUGGAAAUCUGUAACCUGACCCCUGACACACUUCUGGACGACAAGUCCCAUAGCUGGACGGUGGCGGUCAACGAGGGCCGCUGGGUACGAGGCAGCUCCGCCGGGGGCUGCAGGAACUUCCCAGACACGUUCUGGACCAACCCGCAGUACCGCAUGCGUCUGUACGAGGAGGACGAUGACCCCGACGACCCCGAGCAUGUGGCGUGCACCGUCAUGGUGGCCCUGAUGCAGAAGGGCCGGAGGAAAGACCGCAGCAAGGGUGCCAAGCUUUACACCAUCGGAUUCUCCAUCUACGAGGUGCCCAAAGAGAUGAUUGGGAGCCAGCAGCACCUGCAGAAAGACUUCUUCCUUUACAAUGCCUCCAAUGCCAAAUGCAAGUCCUACAUCAACCUGCGUGAGGUGAGCGAGCGAUUCUGCCUGCCCCCCGGGGAGUACGUGAUCAUCCCUUCAACCUUUGACCCCCACGAGGAGGGAGAGUUUAUCCUUAGAGUCUUCUCCGAGAAGAACAGCACCUCAGAGGAAACCGAAAAUACAAUUAGGUCAGACCACAUAGAGCAAGGCAAAAACAGGACAAAGAAAGGAAAGCCCAUCGUGUUUGUAUCAGACAGAGCGAAGGCCAACAAGGAGAUUGAGCAAGAUGACAUCGAGGUUCAGAAGGAGAAGAAAGAGAAAGUCAAGCCAAAACCACAGCAACCGGAUGAGGAGAGCGGAGAACACAAAAUGUUCAGGGCCAUUUACCAGCAGAUUGCUGGGGAGGACAUGCAGAUCUGUGCCAACGAGCUCAAGGUGGUCAUGAAAAGGGUACUGGAAAAACAUAAUGACAUGAAGACGGACGGCUUCAGCUUAGAGAGUUGCCGGAGCAUGAUCGCUUUGAUGGAUACUGACGGCACAGGAAAACUGAACCUGCAGGAGUUCAAACACCUGUGGAGUAAGAUCAAAGCGUGGCAGCUGAUCUUCAAGAAGUAUGACAAGGACAAAUCCAGCACCAUCAGCAGCUUUGAGAUGAGGAAUGCAGUCAAUGACGCAGGGUUCCGCUUAAACAACCAGCUGUAUGACAUCAUCACGAUGCGCUACGCUGACGAGCACCUCAACAUCGACUUUGACAGCUUCAUCUGCUGCUUCGUCAGGCUAGAAGGCAUGUUCAGGACGUUCCAUGCCUUUGACAAAAACGGAGACGGCACAAUCAAGCUCAACGUCCUCGAGUGGCUCCAGUUGACCAUGUAUGCUUAGAUCACCCAGCCAUCAGAGGAGUCCUGCUCUCUGGUGUACCCUCAGUCAUGCUUCUACCAACAUCGCUAAGAUCACCCAGCCAUCAGAGAAGUCCUGCUCUCUGGUCUACCUUCAGCCAUGCUUCUACCAACAUUGCUUAGAUCACCCAGUCAUCAGAGGAGUCCUGCUCUCUGGUCUACCCUCAGCCAUGCUUCUACCAACAUCGCCUUCCUCUACCUCAGCCAAUUCCCCAUGUUCUCUUUCUGACAAGACAUUGCCAUUACUCUCAUUCUAGCAUAGAAAACAAAUUAAAUGCAAUGGUGAUAUUUUCUGCAGUCACGCUGCACAAAUGAUAUUUCUCACAACGCCAAGAGAAGUGUGUAAUGUCUCAAGAAAGUACAUUAACACGAUGUAGCGAUCUUCUAAGACACACAGGUUGGCUGGAGAGAAAGACCACCUGGAAUGUCAACUUUGACUGGUGAGAGGUAGCACCCUGGCAGCAUAGC
Molecule: messenger RNA, 2870 nt
Organism: Salvelinus namaycush (lake trout)
Lineage: Eukaryota; Metazoa; Chordata; Actinopteri; Salmoniformes; Salmonidae
Gene: capn3b
Product: calpain 3b
Exons: 24
Coding region: 1-2385 (794 amino acids)
Biological process (GO): proteolysis; negative regulation of apoptotic process
Cellular component (GO): cytoplasm
Molecular function (GO): calcium ion binding; calcium-dependent cysteine-type endopeptidase activity
Source: RefSeq, a predicted model, not a curated record